Molecule: messenger RNA, 291 nt
Organism: Heterobasidion irregulare TC 32-1
Lineage: Eukaryota; Fungi; Basidiomycota; Agaricomycetes; Russulales; Bondarzewiaceae
Exons: 2
Coding region: 1-291 (96 amino acids)
Biological process (GO): iron-sulfur cluster assembly
Cellular component (GO): L-cysteine desulfurase complex; mitochondrion
Source: RefSeq, a predicted model, not a curated record
AUGGCGACACCCCCAUCCGCCAAGUCCCUGCUGCACCUCUACUCUUCCAUGCUGCGCACAUCACGGUCAUUUAGCUCUUACAACUUCCGAGAAUACUUUAUACGGCGCACCAAGAGCAACUUUCGAGCAAUCCAGGAUGAAAAGGAUCCAGCGAGAGUGUCUUCGUUAUACAGUGAUGCUGUGAAAGAGCUUGCAGUGCUCAAGCGCAGUGCGAUUGUCAACCAGCUCUAUGGGGGCUGGCGUCUGGCUGUGGAAAAGCAGAAGCCGUCGAGGGACCGAGGGGACACAUGA